This is a messenger RNA of Prorocentrum cordatum, 1299 nucleotides long. The record is from the annotation of a GenBank genome assembly. Lineage: Eukaryota; Dinophyceae; Prorocentrales; Prorocentraceae.
AUGGCUCGUGCGGCGGCGCCCCUGCCGCUGCCGCCGCUGUCCGCCAGGGAGCCCCGCCACGUCUGCGACAGGUCCGUCGAGGACCUGGAGGCUGCGGUGCGACAGGUUCCCGUCAGACGCCCAGCCGCGCAAGCCCGGCCCGCGGGCGCGCCGCAGACGGCGCGGGGGCUCCUCGAGGUGAACAGGGCGCUGAUCGAGGAGAAGAAGGAGAAGAAGGCCCUGCAGAGGCAGAGCUCCCGCGAGGAGUUCGAGCGGCUUCUUGAGCGGAACCGCGCUACGACGGAGAGCGAGAAGUCGCGCGCGCUCACCAGGCGCAUCGCCGAGCGAGAGCUCGCGCAGUGCUACAAGUCGAAGAUAGGCGAGAAGGAGAAGACCAGGACCCACGCCUACAGCGAGAAGCUGGCGAACGCCACGUCCAGCGAGCACUGGCCGUUCAACGAGGGGGAGACCAUCGACAGGGUGCGCGGCGAGAAGGGCCGCGCGCUGCAGCAGGAGAUGCGGGGCUACCUGCAGGAGCAGCGCCGGCAGCACCCUCCGCGCGCGGAGUUCGACCCCCUGGUGGCACACAACCCCACCAAGGUGCCUAUCAUCCAGUACCCCGUGUCCCCGCGGCAGGGCCUCCCGGCCAUCGCCCAGCCGCCGCUUGAGAGCCAGGCCACGUCCCUGCACUGGGACCCGGGCAAGGACAGCCACCUCAGCGGGCACCCGCGCUUCCUGCAGCGGGCGGCGAAGCCUUCCGGCAGGCGCCCGCAGUCCGACGCCGCGGCCCUCGCCGCAAGGACCCUCGAGGAGAAGGUGGCGCAGACGAAGCGGGAGCUGGAGGCCACAUCGGCCCGCCUGGUCGCACAGCAGCUAGACAGCCAGGACAGCUUGAUGGUCAACGACGCCCUCAAAUACGACAAGGACCGGUCCAAGGCCGCCGAGAGGAGGAGGAACGCCGAGUUCCAGCGGAGGCAGAUGGAGGAGAAGCAGCACAAAGCCAUGCAGGAGGCGGCCGAGGCAAAGGGGAAGUGCGUCGGCUAUUGGGGACCCGAGGAGAAGCCCCUGCAGGAUUCGAGCGUCGCUCGGGUCCACUGCGGCGAGCUCAUCCAGCAGAUGGAGGUGGACCACCAGCGGAGGAACCUGCAGCGCGGAGUCAGCCUGCGCGAGGAGAAAAAGAUCUUGAGCAAUGCCCUGCAGGAGAUGGUGAAAGACCGCAGCAUGGAUCAGCAGAGGGCGAGGGAGGAGAGGUCCGUGCUGACCACGACGUGGGGAAACCAGCGGAAAAUACUGGAGGCGAAGAGGAGGGUCGCCCCCUAG